GGGAAGUACGAGGUUGGCGCAUGAGUGCUGCCGCCAGUGGGUGCGUCCAAUAAUGACUGGGGGAUCCCGGCAAGUAACAUGACCAAAAAGAAGCGGGAGAAUCUGGGCGUCGCUCUAGAGAUCGAUGGGCUGGAGGAGAAGCUGUCGCAGUGUCGCAGAGACCUGGAGGCUGUAAACUCCAGGCUCUAUGGGGCGGAGCUGAGCCCAGAGGCCAGGAAGUCUCUGGAGAAGGAGAAAAACCACCUGAUGAGCAAAGCCUCCAACUACGAGAAGGAGCUAAAGUUGCUUCGGCAGGAGAACCGGAAAAACAUGCUGCUGUCUGUGGCCAUCUUCAUUCUCCUGACCCUCAUCUACACCUACUGGACCAUGUGAGCCUGAGAUUUCUCCAGUCUGCACAGGCUUCCCCUUGGCCCCCUGGUCACCACCAACCAGGCCAUAAGCCUCAAGACAACCAAGGUACAGGAGCAUUUCUCCCCAACCCAGACACUGGAGCAGGGCCUCCUGUCAGCCCAGCCCCUCUCGCCUCCUGGUUCUGCUGUGGGGCCUGGGUCUCCAGAAGGACUGUGUGCUGGUUCCUCCCUCAGCCCAAGGGAAAGGCAAUAAAGAACAGCCAGGCUGCUCCCGUCUGCUGAGUAAA
Molecule: messenger RNA, 637 nt
Organism: Mirounga angustirostris (Northern elephant seal)
Lineage: Eukaryota; Metazoa; Chordata; Mammalia; Carnivora; Phocidae
Gene: CCDC167
Product: coiled-coil domain containing 167
Exons: 4
Coding region: 79-372 (97 amino acids)
Source: RefSeq, a predicted model, not a curated record